Molecule: messenger RNA, 13538 nt
Organism: Mastomys coucha (southern multimammate mouse)
Lineage: Eukaryota; Metazoa; Chordata; Mammalia; Rodentia; Muridae
Gene: Clstn2
Product: calsyntenin 2
Exons: 17
Coding region: 252-3131 (959 amino acids)
Biological process (GO): positive regulation of synaptic transmission; homophilic cell-cell adhesion; positive regulation of synapse assembly
Cellular component (GO): cell surface; postsynaptic membrane
Molecular function (GO): kinesin binding; X11-like protein binding; amyloid-beta binding
Source: RefSeq, a predicted model, not a curated record
AGCGCCGGAGCCGCUCCGGGUCCGCGCCAGUGAGUGCUGCUGUUGCCGGCGAGCGAGCGGCGCGGCGGAGGGCAGCGGAGGCGGUGGGUGAGGGCGGCGGCGGCGGCGGCGGCGGCGGCUCCUGAAGCGCACCCGGCAGCUACAGCGAGGCAGCGCGGCAGGCACCGGCGGACACCAGCGGACAGCCGCAAGCGAGGCCGGCGCGGGCGGUAGGCGGCAGCGGCAGCUCGGCGGCGGCUCAGGCGGCGAGGAUGCUGCCGGGGAGGCUGUGCUUGGUGCCGCUCCUGCUGGCGCUGGGCGUAGGGAGCGGCGGCGGCAGCGGCGACGGCGGGGACAGCCGGCGGCGCCGCCUCCUCGCGGCGAAAGUCAAUAAACACAAGCCAUGGAUUGAGACAUCAUAUCAUGGAGUCAUAACUGAGAACAACGACACAGUCAUCUUGGACCCUCCACUGGUAGCCCUGGAUAAAGACGCCCCAGUGCCUUUUGCAGGGGAAAUCUGUGCAUUCAAGAUCCACGGACAGGAGCUGCCCUUUGAGGCUGUGGUGCUCAAUAAGACAUCGGGAGAGGGCCGGCUCCGUGCCAAGAGUCCCAUCGACUGUGAGCUGCAGAAGGAGUACACAUUCAUCAUCCAGGCCUAUGACUGUGGUGCGGGGCCUCGGGAAGCAGCCUGGAAAAAGUCACACAAGGCUGUGGUCCACAUCCAGGUGAAGGAUGUCAAUGAGUUCGCACCCACCUUCAAAGAACCAGCCUACAAGGCCAUUGUCACAGAGGGCAAGAUCUAUGACAGCAUCCUACAGGUAGAAGCCAUUGAUGAAGACUGCUCCCCCCAGUAUAGCCAGAUUUGCAACUAUGAAAUUGUCACAACGGAUGUGCCUUUUGCCAUUGACAGAAAUGGCAACAUCAGAAACACUGAGAAGCUGAGCUAUGACAAGCAACACCAGUACGAGAUCCUGGUAACUGCUUAUGACUGUGGACAGAAACCCGCUGCUCAGGACACCCUGGUGCAGGUGGAUGUGAAGCCGGUGUGCAAGCCUGGCUGGCAAGAUUGGACCAAAAGGAUUGAGUACCAGCCUGGCUCGGGGAGUAUGCCCUUGUUUCCCAGCAUCCACCUGGAGACGUGCGAUGGAGCUGUGUCCUCCCUUCAGGUCACUGCAGAGCUGCAAACUAAUUACAUCGGCAAGGGCUGUGACCGAGAGACCUACUCUGAGAAAUCCCUUCAGAAAUUAUGUGGAGCAUCCUCGGGCAUCAUCGAUCUCUUGCCGUCCCCUAGCGCAGCUACCAACUGGACUGCGGGACUGUUGGUGGACAGCAGUGAGAUGAUCUUCAAGUUUGACGGCAGGCAGGGUGCCAAGAUCCCUGAUGGGAUUGUGCCCAAGAACCUGACGGACCAGUUCACCAUCACCAUGUGGAUGAAACAUGGCCCCAGCCCCGGUGUGAGAGCUGAGAAAGAAACAAUCCUCUGUAACUCAGAUAAAACUGAAAUGAACCGACAUCACUAUGCCCUGUAUGUGCACAACUGUCGCCUCGUCUUCCUCCUGCGGAAGGACUUUGACCAGGCAGACACCUUUCGCCCCGCAGAGUUCCACUGGAAGCUGGACCAGAUUUGUGACAAAGAGUGGCAUUACUAUGUCAUCAAUGUGGAGUUCCCUGUGGUCACCCUGUACAUGGAUGGAGCAACAUAUGAACCCUACCUGGUGACUAAUGACUGGCCCAUUCAUCCAUCUCACAUAGCCAUGCAGCUUACUGUCGGCGCCUGUUGGCAAGGAGGCGAAGUGGCCAAACCACGGUUUGCACAAUUUUUCCAUGGCAGCCUUGCCAGUCUCACAAUCCGUCCUGGCAAAAUGGAAAGCCAGAAGGUGAUUUCUUGUUUGCAGGCCUGCAAAGAAGGGCUGGAUAUUAAUUCCUUGGAAAGUCUUGGGCGAGGGAUAAAGUAUCACUUCAACCCUUCACAGUCGAUCCUUGUGAUGGAAGGCGAUGACAUUGGGAACAUCAACCAAGCCCUCCAGAAAGUCUCCUACAUCAACUCCAGGCAGUUCCCAACAGCAGGGGUCCGGCGCCUCAGACUCUCCUCCAAAGUCCAGUGCUUUGGAGAAGAUGUGUGCAUCAGCAUCCCAGAUGUGGAUGCCUACAUCAUGGUCCUGCAGGCCAUCGAGCCACAGAUCACCCUCCAGGGAACAGAGCGUUUCUGGAGACCUGCCGCCCAGUUUGAAAGUGCCAGAGGAGUGACUCUCUUCCCUGACAUCAAGAUUGUGAGCACCUUUGCCAAGACUGAGGCCUCCGGGGACACAAGAGCCACAGGCACAGCCCCCAAAUCAGCAGUCUUGGAAGAAAUGCUACACAACUUGGAUUUCUGUGACAUUUUGGUACUUGGAGGGGACUUGGAUCCAAGACAAGAGUGCUUGGAACUCAACCACAGUGAGCUCCACCAACGACACCUUGAUGCCACCAACUCGACUGCUGGCUACUCCAUCUAUGGUGUGGGGUCCAUGAGCCGCUAUGAGCAGGUGCUGCACCACCUCCGUUACCGCAACUGGCACCCCACUUCCCUUGAGACCCGGAGGUUCCGGAUCAAGUGUUCAGAACUCAACGGGCGUUACACUAGCAAUGAGUUCAACUUGGAGGUCAGUGUCCUCCAUGAAGUGAGAGUCUCAGACAAGGAACACGUCAACCACCUUAUUGUGCAGCCACCCUUCCUCCAGUCUGUGCAUCACCCUGAGACCCGGAGUAGCAUCCAACGCAGUUCAGUGGUCCCGAGCAUCGCCACCGUUGUCAUCAUUAUCUCCGUGUGCAUGCUAGUGUUUGUUGUGGCCAUGGGUGUGUACCGAGUCCGAAUUGCCCACCAGCAUUUUAUCCAAGAGACUGAGGCUGCCAAGGAGGCUGAAAUGGAUUGGGAUGACUCUGCACUGACUAUCACGGUCAACCCUAUGGAGAAACAUGUUGGACCAGGGCAGGGGGAAGAUGAGACUGAAGGAGAGGAAGAAGAGGAAGCAGAAGAAGGUGCGAGCUCCAGCAGCAGUGGUUCUGAUGACAGCGAAGAGGAAGAAGAGGAAGGGAUGGGCAGAGUCAGACAUGGGCAGAGUGGCACCAGGCAAGCCCAGCUGGAGUGGGAUGAUUCCACCCUCCCCUACUAGUGCACGUGGGUCUGCUGACCAGCCCAUGUGCUCCUUUUGUAAAACCCAACCCAGCAUAUGCCCAAGCCUGUCACACUCACCUCUGGUUUCUAUGACAGGUCUGGGAAGGCCAUCAGCUUCCUUGAAUCUGCCCUCUAUGCUUUGGGCACUGCCUAUGCCCCACCCAUGGGGCAGUUCCAAGAGCCCAGUGUCACUGUCAGUGGGGACUACAGGGUGGUUUCAUUGCCCCUGUAGCCUUCCCUUCUUUUUUCUCUGGGCUCACCCAGAAUCCUGUCACCCAACCUGCAGAGUUCUGAUCACCUUGCUCUUUUCUGCAGGGGAGGAGCUCCCCCUUUGUGCCACUUGCCACACCUAGACUCAGUGUUUUCAAACUCCUUGGGUUAUAACUCACUGUGUAUGUACUUGACUAAAUAGUCUUUCUCCACCUACACCAGCAGGUCUUCCUUAUGCUGGGUCUCCAGGUUGCUUUAUACAGAGAAGGCAGUAGAAUCUCACUUAUAUACCUAAGAUCUUAGGGCUUAAGAAUCGAAAAGAAAGCUUUUGUUGAGACAGAAUUGAGUUUCCACAGAAAAGCCUGUAAUGUAUGUGUAUAUGUACACAUGGGUGCAUAAGGGUGCACAUGUGUGUGUGUGUGUGCACGUGCACACACACACCCAAAUACACACUUCUGAGCUUAGAAAGCCUUUCUUUUUACUUCUUCUGAGACUAAAUAAGCUGUAAAACAAGUUCAAAACCAAGAGUUAGUUGGUCUUUGACCCUAAGUAGAGUGUGUCCUUGUCAUAGGGCUUGCUGACCAGCUUUCCAACCUACCUAGGCAAUGCCUAAACUCUUGUGGCUACCCUACCCAGGGCUAUGACCAUGGCAGAACCACAGGGCCCAACAAGUACUUCAUACAGGCACUCUUCAAGUGACAGCUUGGGCAUGGAUGUCACUAGGAGUCAAAGAAAGGAUAGAUGGGCUGACCCAGCAAGGCUUCAUGGUCCAUACAGAUCUGCUUUGGGUUUGGUAUAGCUGGACUCUCCCUUGAAGGGUAGCCUAGAGGUUGACAAGACUGUCACCACUCAGCCUGUGGUCCCUUAUCUCCUAUGUUACUGUUGUCUCUUUAGGACAUAACAUCAUGUCAGAUGUAGUUGAACAAAUAUAGGUCCUACCAGUCUGAGAUGUUAGUUGGGAAUUUUAACUGCUAGGGAUUCAAAGUCUAUGUGUAAUAAUAACAGCUGCUUCUUUCUUCUUCUCAUAAAAGGAGGGAUGCUUUGAAUAGAGGGCAAAUAUAUCAAAACCCUAAUUUCUUGUUCUUUCUUCUUAUUUUAAUAAGAAAGACUUUUCCAUCUCCAUUCUAACGUGGGCACUUCGUGAGGAGAAUUGUUGCUAUAGUAACUGGUGGACAAUCUUUUGUGGCCUACAGAAUAGCAGGCAAGAAUUAAGGCUAUUAUAAGAGUUCCACAAGGCUUUGAGGACAUGUUUGUUUCAAACACCCUGAGCUCCUCUUUGUUCUCCAUCUGUAUGGGUCAGCCCCAUCAUCCCGCUCUGCCCCACGCCCAUCCUGAAUUGGCUUGGCCCAGGUCCAUGAUUGGUCUCUCAUCGCAUAGCAUUCAGAUCCAACUGAAUGUUGAAUCUUCCCAGUGUCAUCUAAACAGAGCAUUCAGGGAGUGAUUAUAGCCAAUGUCCUCUAACCCUCUGCUCGCCCUCCAGGCAUCGAGGAUCCACACAGCAGGUCUUCGCAACCUUCUGGCUAGGGAGAUCUACCUUAUGUUGUUUUUCCAUCUCCCAGAGUAUUUUGUGUAUACAUUCCCUUUCCUUAGCCUUCAGAUAACCCUGUGACAUAUUUGAGAAAUUGGUUAUUAGGGACUUUUUUUGUGUGUGUGAUGGGUAAACUGAUGCUCAGAGUCAGUGUCCUGUUCAGAGGCAUUCCAAGGUACAGACUACCCCUCUGCUCCUCAUCUGUGGUUCUACUCAUGCUCAUAUUAACACGUAUUUCUGAGCACCUACUAUGUGAUAAGCACGCUAUCAGCAGCAAUGGGAAUGGGAUGUAGCAAAAUGAGACAGACCUUCCCCCACAAAGGACUCGGGAGCUAUAGAAGGGACGCAAACAGGCAUGGAAAUUACACAGGAGACAGGAGGAUGAAGUGUCAGAUGCCACUGAAAGAAGAGGAACACAUUUACCAACCAACCAGUGCCCUAAUUUUUCUCUCUUGGAAGAAACUCCAGAUUUUUAUAUUCAUUGAAAGGAAAUAGACACAUCUCCUGUGAACUACCCCAAUCACAUCCCCCCUUUUCUGUCAGACCAUUUCUGCACAUUUACAAGGGAGAAAAUCUACAGGAAGAAUUAGGCUUUACAAUCCUAUUAUUUAAAUAAUAAGACAUUCUUCAGUCAAGCAUUUAGGAGCUACUGAAUUCUCCCAAAAUUAUGUCAGCAAAGGGAACAGUUUGCAUGUUUAAAACCAAUCCUUUUUGAAUGAGAUUUUGAUUGCAAAUAUUUAAGCCUAGAGUUUGAGAGCACUUUUCUCUGCUCUGGCUCUUCAUUGCCUAUUGGUGGACGGCUGUUCCCAUGCCCUCCUGGGCUACCUCUUGUGGCUGCAUUCCUCAUUCGUAGAUGUGCGAGCUGUUUGGAGAAUUAGAAUGCCUUUAUGCUUUGCGGUGGGGUAAGAGGAGAGACCAAUGAAAGCUGAGAGGCUUUGGGGUACAGCAGCCGAGGUGUAUCAGUUCAGGAGGCAUUUGGCGACUGGACGCAUUUGCAGGGAAAUAGUGGUGACACAAACUAAAGCCUCCUUCUCCUCUGUCUCAGCAUGCCAGCUCCAAAGCCAAGGUAUCUGAGUGAUGCUACUGGGACAACAGGCUUUUAUCCUGUUCCCAACACUCACUUCACCUUGGGUAAGAUCAAGGAGGGAGUGGUUAUAAAAUAGCAAGUUUCAGCAGGUAUCCAGGUGAGUGGUAGGUCCCUGCAUAGGCCUCCCAUCAGCUACUCUGACCAGGAAUGCAAGGUGCUGGUCACACUGGCUUUUUCCAAUGUCUGGAGGAUGGUAUUUUGAAACCAAAGUUCCCAGAUGGCCUGGGCACUGUGUGACCUCUAGGAAGAGGUGAGCAGCCAAGCAAAGGUAGACUCAGCCCCCAAGAGAAUAAGCUGACUGCUGUGGCCGUAGACUAGGCCAUUGCUUUUCUUGCCAGAUGGACAACCUGGGUCUGCUAUUCAGAGCUUGAACGUAGGCGGGCUCCCAGUCUCAGGUAACUCAGAAGAUUGGGAGGAGAAGAAGUAGGAGAAUGCCAGUGAAGAAAGCCAUUAACCCACUGAAGAAGUGUCUCAACGAAUCCCGAGUGUAUUCAAAUAGAUUUAAGCAAUUCUGUAAGUCUAACCAAGGCCCUAGAUCACACAGGUACAAAGGAAUGUGACCCCUCUGGCAGAACCUUCUGUGAGAACUUUAUUGGAUUAACCGUUCAUUCUGACCACUCGAAGUUUAGACCAAAUUCUCUGAUAUUAACAAGAGAGUUUGUCUCAAGGGACACCCACCAAGUCUCCAUGGAGAUAACCACUGCUAGAAAAACAUCGCCCCCUUCCCGUGUAUCAGAGAUCAGCAAACUCUCUGGAAAGAUCCAGAGAGGAAAGCCUUAGGGUUUUGCAGGCCACUUGUUCUCAAUGUUACUCUUCUAAACCCUGCCUCAUGCCAUGGAAGCAGCCUCAGACAAUACCCAAGCAAAGGGACAUUCCAAUUAGUCUCUCCAUCUACUUCCCAGUAAAACUGGUCUAUGAGACUGAAGGGGAAGAAAAAAGAGGCUAUUUGAAUUCAUUGAAUUUUCACGUCAUAAACUUUUUACUCUCUUAUUUCUCAUUUUCUACUCAAAACAGCCUGCUAGACAUCUAGAAAGCUAGCCAGGCAGAUCCAUGUGAGGCCAACUCUCACCCUGAGUACACAGAAAGCAGCCAUUCCCUCUUUCAUUAACCCCCACCCCCCGAAGAAAACACCCAACAGCUCCCUAGUGGUCAUUGCCUUGAAUUGAACAGCUGGAAAAUUCUGGGCUCUUUCAUUAAAGCUCUCUUAGAAGUUCACAGGAGACUGGAGAAAACGCAAGAGAAACAAGUAAAUGAGCAACCAAAAUCCCACUUGUUAUUUCUGAAUUGAAGAAAUCAGACAAAUAUUCCUAAGGCUGGACCCAGAGAACUGGCUAAUCACUGAGUCCAAGGGGCUCCCUUCUCUGUUGAGGCAAGCGCUAACUCCCCAGGCUUAGCACCUUCCCAGUAGGGCUCAGUCCAUAAUGAUUUCUAAGCAGGAGUGUUCAUUAUCUGGGACUGAUUUUCAUUUCAGCCCUGUUCAUGUCUUCGCUCUAAAAAUGAUCCUAAAGACUUGUGGCUGUUCGAAUCAAUAGCAACACAAUCAGCAGAAAGCCCUACCCAGCAACACUUCAAAAUUAACAGCCUCCUUGCCUCUAUGACUCAAUAUUAGCUGCAAAGAAAAACGUGCUUUUUCUUAAUCAUCUCCCAUUUAAAUUAACCAGAUAGGCUUUGCAAAAGAAAAAAGAAAAAAGUGAGGGAAUAAGUCUAAUUCUUUAGAAAAGUGGGUGAUGUUCACAUAACCUAUGGCCUCUGGAGGAUCCCCGGAGCCUCCUGCAAUGUGCUUGGCCAGGUUGUGAUGUUGCAGGCUUCUCUAUCUGUGCCAGACAUUUAUCGAGGCUGACAAGCCAAAGCCCUUGGCAGGGUUUAAUUUUCAUGUCACUGCAUCUCGUUGUCCAGCUGGAGGCAAGGGAAAUGAACAGUGUAAGUUUUGAAGUCAACUCCAGAACCUUCACUUGCCUGUCUUCAUUUGUUUUACUUUAUACAUUUUUCCUGCAUUAGCUUCCUUCUCCUUCUGACACUGGUUGGAAAUGGGGGAGUUGGUUUUACAGGAGUGACAAAUUAGGAGGUAAGCUUGACUUUGCCCCAUGGUAACAAAGAGAGACAGGAGUUACCUCCAUGAGCACACCAGAGAAUGAUUGCGUUGAGUCACUCAGCAGAUGGGAGUUUCUGUGUGCACCAAUGUUCCAAAAAUUCAGCAAGUCCUCAUCAAGCCCCCAUGUGUACUUGAUUCUAAGCCAAGAAACGGGAGAGAGGAUGAACUAGAGGCCCCGCCCAUGAGAAUCCCCUGCUCUUGUAGUGUCAAAGGGUUAGUUAAAGUCAAAGUCAAAUGGUUGGGAUGAUCCUAGGGGUGCUGAAGGGCCUCCAUGAACAGAGAGAGCUUCAGUGAAGUGAGCAACAUGCUCCUAAAUGCUCCUUGGUUAUCACGACUUGGGUCAGGUAUAGAGAAAAGCCUUUCCCCUUAUGGAGAAGUAAUAUGACUAAUGGCUGAGAGUUGGUGAAGCUAAGACAGAGGUAGUCCUUAAAUAGGAACAGCAGGCAGGCAGACCAGGAAGGUUAUGAACAGUGGUUUAAGUGGGUUCAGGGGGCUUCCAGCCAACGCCCAGGGUCUGGCCAGCCUGAUGCAAGGUCCACACACGAACGACUGAGCUCUGGGGACUCCGCAGAGGUUUGGCCAAGCCUCAUAGCUCCAGUUCUCUGCCUGGGUGAUCUGCAGGGCAGAAACAGCAGCAGCAGCAGCAGCCGCACCCUGGAAAACUAGUAAGGCAAUCUCUAGAAGUGAGGUUUCAGUAAGCUGUGCUCUAAGAGCAAAGCUCAGGAAGGCCAGGGUUUCAGAGCUGUCUCUGUGGAGGGUGAGGCCAGCCUCUGCGGGCACUUGGAGGAGCUGCUACUCACAAAUAACCAGAGAAAAUAACCAGCUCCUACUGAGGUUGAGGAGAGAGAAGCAGAGCAGGGGGGCCCCAGUUCACACCCCUGAAGCAAACAUUUAAAAGAACCUGGUUUCCAGUUGCCCUCCUUCACUCGGGUGUGAGAUGAUUCCUCCCCUUGUGCCCUUUCUCUACAGAGAGGCACUGCCUAGGAGGGGUAUAUUGAAAGCACCCAGCCCUAGGGAGGACACCUGUCCUGUUCCUGUCACUGAGCAGCCUCCCUCAAAGCCAGAUUUUAUGUGAGAGCUAUGAAGCUGCAGCAAUGAGACCAGACCACUAGGAGGCUGCUUCGCCCACCGAGCACAUCCUGGAGAACAGGGUCAUUCAAGGACAUUGAUAGGUUACCGCAGCACUGUUCAUUUGUAGUGAGAAUGGCGAAUGCCGUCACAAUUCAGACACCGAAUUGGAUGGGGAAUGGAUUGCUUCUCUUGGAAGGACAGUAACCCAUGUUGCUAAAAGUAGGAGGAAGAGAAAAAAAGCCAAAGCUGCAGCUUCAUCUACAGUGGGAAUCUCAUUCCUGUGGUCCAUGUAGGUACCAGGUUCCAACCAUUUUCCCUUCCUGAUUUAUGGCAUAAGAUCUAUGGUAUAAGCACCAUAAACCUUCAGCUGGAACUUCUUGUAUUUUGUCAGUCAUUGUGCCUGUGACCUAAGUCUAGCCUCCUAUUAGGAUCUCAAGGUCAAGGUCAGAGGUCGGGGCAUAAAAGAGGAACAGAUAGCGCAUAAGUCAGGAGAACCAGUCAUAAUGAGUUUGUACAAACCCAGCGCCGUUCCGCUCAGAAACAUGUCACCCCGACAGCCUCUUCACUGAGCCCCCUAAGUUCUCUCAAGAGAGCCUGAGACCAGCUCAGAGACCAUGUUGAGAAUACAUAUCUCUAUGAAAUUAGAAUCUGCCUGUUUAUAGCGAAGAGGGGGGGGGAUUAGAAGAUCAGAAAAGAAAAGAUAGGGCAUGCCUGUUACUUACCUGUGAGAAGCACAAGGAAAGCAGAUAGAGGGGUUUUUCUCUUACAGCCCGGCCUCUCUGAGUAAAGUCCCUGCUGAGACUCCUUUCCUAAGACGUAAGGCAAUUUUCUGUGUUUCCCUUUCACACCAGCCAUCGAUCACAAAAGCCUCCGAUAGGACAACACAGAAAGUGAUGGUGUAAUCUGGAAGCAGGACUGUCCUUGGCAGGUUUGUUCGUGUAGGACAAGGAGACAGUUUGCUCUGGAGCUGGAGAUCAUGUCCAGUCAAGGAUAUCAAGGGGAGGGGGGCAGGGAGCUGAGUGGGUUAUAGAACGUCAUCCCUGAAGAGACCGGACCAUCAAGGAAUGAGACACAAGAUGGAGUCACCAAACAGAAUACGUGAGCUGGUGCUUCUGGGCCAUUGACAGGCAUACCCUAAGGUGGAGCCCCACUCCAAGAGCCACAGUCUACCUUCCUAGUUUUCCCUGUUUUUCCCUAAAAAACCAGGACUGGAUGCAAACAGUACAGACCACAACUUUCCCCACCUCCACUUGCCACCUCCCUAAGGCAAAAGGAGUAACCGGUGUGUCCCAGGAUGCUGCAGGUCCUUUUCUAUGGCUGUAACCAGUGUCAUCCAAAGCACUGCAUCUUCUCCACAGUGUGGGCUCAGCAAAUGUUGAAAACAAUCCCAGAGAUCACCGGGCCUCAGAACUAGUGUGGUUUGAAAAGCUAAGAUGCCCUGGUGGAGAGAGGCUCCUGAAGCCCAGUCUUAAGCCUAUAGUUGUUUGCAAAAUCACUGGAGAGGGAAGAAGAGUGGAACUGGGAAGGGCAGGUGACAGUAUUUUGUGCUUCCUCAUGGAAGCUGACAGGAAGGGACUUUUUUUUUUCCCCAAAGUGAUCUUUUCCAGGUAGGGCCAGUAAAAGGAGCCCUCCCCACCACACCAGGAGCGAGGGCAGCUAGGCCAUGAUGAGCCCCACUUUUUCCACUCCAUGCGUCUCAGGACUGAUGAAAUAGAGCUUUAAUUUGUUAAUGAGCCCAGCUCUUUUAUCAGAUCUACUGUGGAAAGAUUCAUCACCAUGAAGCUCAGUCCCCAAUAGUCCAUCGAGACAAGGGCAGCAGAUAUGAGAGGCUUCAGGAUGCAGGCAAUGUGUAUUAAUCACAGGAACAAAAUCAUGUUGGCUUUAAUGUUUGCUUUCUUUUAUCUGGGAGUGAAAACACACCUCUGUUACCUGGACCCUUUAAACUGAGCAUGUCAGUGCAGAAGUGGGACACAAACAUAUAAAUAUUGAGGGUUCUUUUCCUCAGUAGAAUGAGCUGUCAUUAAAAAAAAAAACUAAGAGGUUAUUUCUAUUUGCAAGGGCAGAGAAUCAACAUACAGGUUUUAGGUCUAGACUCCAGCCCCCCUGUGGAAAAAGAACAAGGAGGUAGCCUCUACUCUCUGAAAGGAUUCUUCGAGGGCCCAAGAGUAAGGGUUCAACCGGAACCGUGGCUCACUUCACUGAGUCAAAUGCAUGCAUGCAUCUUUGGAGGCAAAAGUGCAUUCAUCCUUGUCAUCAGGGAAGGCUGGGCUAUGGCUCUCCCUACUCCUUGCUCUCCCCUCUCCCCAUUCCCCGCUCUCUAUGAUGCAAAGGAGCCCUGGAGCUCUGGAAGGAGUAUCGAUGGCCCUUUCACAGACACACUCUACAAGGUUGGAAAUGGAGCAAAUGUUUUGGGCAAAGAAAGUUAGACUGGGCACCCAGGUGAAUCACUUGAACAGGAGGGGAAGAGAAUGAGAAGGUGGUAGAGGUGGAGAGUAAACUGGAAGCUGAUUAGGAUCAACAGCAUCUGAAGCAACCAGGAACCUGGGGCACUGCUCUAUGUGUAAACAAUAUCCAUGCACCAAAGGAAUCAUGGGUAAAUAAUGCAGUGUAACCACAAAGGCAGUUACUGCAGUUGCUUUACGAGCCAGAGCCACUGGAAGCGGAUGACAGAUCAAUCUACCUACCAGGUUUCCAACCUUGUCUGCUUCCGAGAAAGAGCUGUUGAUGCCCUAAGCUGGAAAGGCAUGGCAGGCGAAUGGAGGAAAACAGAUGGAAAAUAGAAAGAAGAAAGCUUAUACAAAAGCCAGUUGUUCCCAAGGAAACCUGUAGUUACUAGAGUGGGCCUUGUUAGGAUAGCACAUGGGCAUUGUAAUGUCUGUAAGAAGGAGUCAGAAUGUUGUGCCAGGGCAUUAAUUUAGGGAAUUGGAGUAAUAAGCAUAAAAACACCAGAGAUAGCUAGGUGAAGAGCAGCUGAUAAUAUGUAUGUAUGUGCAUGCAUACAUAUCUAUACUAUGGAAGUAAGAUACAAAACAGAGAGAUCAUUCGUCCCAACAAACUAAUUCUCCAGAUGCCUUAGGUUAUUCUAAUUUGCUUUUAGCUCUCAAAGCCCUGAAAGAAGUACCUGGAACACUGCAGGAGUCCUAAACAUUCGGAAGUGAAGCACCUAGCUUGUCCUUACGAAGACCCAGUAUAUCACUAAACUCCAUAUUGACUGAACCAGAUAGAAGCAGGUCAACCACGCAGCUCUCAUAGCUUAGAGACGUCUUCGUGAAUGUUCAUAGUCCAUGCAGUAGUCAGCCAGUGGCAGACACUGGCCGCAAACAGUGACAGUGUUGCACAUAGUUGCUUGCACACAUUUAGAAUGUACCUGAAUAACAUCCUCAAUGCUGUCUCUCCAGAGUAGAGUCUGCCCCACCUACCGUGGUCUCUGCCUUCCCUAAAGUACUUGCUAAAUAUUGUUCACUCUAUCAUCUUCUGUCAUUGAUGCUGGGACUACAUGCAAAGGUUCUGGGCUCAGCCAGUCUCAGACCCUUCUCUGCUCCCAUCCCUGGAGAUGAUGUCACCAUUUUAAAGCCUUGUGUGAGAAACCUGUUUGUUCCCAGCUCCUGGACCUCAGUGAAUGGGAAAGGUCUGAGACGGGCAGGCUGCUUGCCCUACUGGAGUCUCUUUGGGGUUCACUCUGCAGAAAGAAAGAGCUGUCUCAUUGUAUGCCAUCACCUUCCACCUGUACCUGACUGCGAAGUGGCCUAAUGGUCAGUGCUGCCGGAGUGUCUUUCCCAGGAGCCAGCUGCACUUGGGGUUUGUGUGUUCUUGGCACACAGCAGAUUUCUGAGCCUCUUGAGCUGCCUCCAAGAAUGAGUCUCCUUAGUCUACAAAAUGUAUUUAUUUGGUAACUACAGUGUGUGUGUGUGAGUCUGAUACAAUGCAAACCUUGAAAUGUCUUACUAAAAGGGAUUAUGAAUUCAUAGAAAAUUGAAUCCAACCUCAGAACAGCGCAUUAUGUUGUCAGUCAAUAAGGUUGCCCAGCCACAGGGGGCCAGAGAAAAACCUUCCCCUCCCACCCAUUUCCUUGGUACCCUCUCCCUGCCUAAUUGCCCUACUAGAUUCUAACUGAUGCAGAGUGAAGGGUGCUGAGAGAGUACAUGUACAUAAAGAUUUAAGAGGGACAUAACCUCUGGGGAAUCAGUUGAGUUUCUUCCCAUGGUGUGAUCUUAUCAUGCCUGAAUCCCAAACUUUAAAUUUCUAACAAUUUCGAUUCUUGGAGUUUCUGAGUAAUUUGUUAAAUGCCUAUUCAACACAGACAGAUAUUUAUUUUCAGCCUUGGCUUGUAAAUGCCUACAAACUGAUUCAUGUUGGUGGUCAUUAUGACACUUCUGUGAAUUGGUUGAAUAAAUAUGAUUUUAGAAUUUCACAGUAA